AAUGAGUCUUGUUUCUGCCCCAAAAAAUUUGAAAACUCAUCUUUUCAAUUUAAUUGAAUAGAAUAAGACAUAAGAAUUAAUCUAAUUCAUAGAAAAUCAUAGAGAUUAUAUUUAAAGUCUUGUUGCUCCAAAUUAUUGGACACUUGGAAUGUAUGCAGUCAGAUAUAGCAAUCACGAACUUAUGAAAUAUUUAUAUAAAAAAGAUCUAUUGCUUGAACAUCCAUUAUCUUAAUAUACAUUAUUAUCAACUGCCUUUUUAAAUAAUGAUUUUGAGAGCUUUAAAUUAUUAUGCGAUGAAUUCGGAAAAGUAAAUUGACUUGUAAUCUUUAGGACAUUAACAAACCUGUGCAUCAAUUCUAAGAUUAAACAUUUUUAUAAUAUGCUAUCAAAUACAAUUAAAAUGAAUUUGUAGAAAUAUUAUGCUCUAGAGGAGCUUAUUUUAUUAUAGAAAGAACAUCUUCUUCAUUAAUUGAUUGUUAUGCCAAUAAUCUUAAAGUAGAAUAAGAUUAAAUAGGAGUCAAGUUUAAAAGUUACAGUGAUAAUAGAGAUGUAGCUUAAAGUUCAAUUUUAUAAUUGAAAAGAGAUAAACUUACUCCUACUCAUUAUUUUCGAUUCAAAAAUAUCUUAUUACUAUAAUAUCUAAUACAAAUUAAGUAAUUGUAAACUCCUGAAGGAUAUGGAGACUUUUAAUUAAAUUUUAAUAGAAUACUAGAGUAUACAGCACCUAGUAAUAUUUUGGAUUGA
Paramecium pentaurelia is the source of this 744-nucleotide messenger RNA. The record is from the annotation of a GenBank genome assembly. Lineage: Eukaryota; Ciliophora; Oligohymenophorea; Peniculida; Parameciidae.